Messenger RNA from Haemonchus placei, 771 nucleotides. NCBI's taxonomy places the organism in Eukaryota, Metazoa, Nematoda, Chromadorea, Rhabditida, Trichostrongylidae. The record is from the annotation of a GenBank genome assembly.
AUGAGUGAGAAUGAGAGUGGUCCUACACCGAUAGUUGUGGAAGCAUCGGAAACUUCUGGUUUUGAAGAUGAGUGCAUGUCCAAAACAGCUGAGCAGAACGCUCCGCAAAAUGAGGGAAGGAAUUCUUCGUCAUCUGAUCCUGUGUAUGAGAAAUCUUCGGACUCUCAGUACACAGCUGUGUUGGAACGUCUGCUGAUAACGUAUCUUCAACAAAAUCUCCUGUUCUACCGUAAUCAAGCUAUCGCCGAUUAUAAAAGCUGUACAACGGCUAUGACACAGCUCAUCGGUAUGUAUCGUCUUGCCCUCCUUGUGUUAGCUACAGCCUAUGGAGCCGUGGCUGAUGAGGAAGUCAAGGAAAAUGUAGCAGCCGGGUAUUUCUCACCUGUGCAAGUGGAUCCGGGUUAUGGGUACGAUCAGCCCACAUACCAGCAGCCAUCCUACCAGCCACCGCAGUAUUACCAGCCACCAGAAAUUGUAUUGCCACCAUUUGCUUUGCCCACAUUUGAUGACCACCGACGACGUGGACCUCCUGGUAUGCGCAGGUUCGAACGACAGUCCUGUCGCAACACGGCCGUAUUCUCUUGGAAAUCCUGUGACACAUGCUGCAAGAUUUCCAGUCGAGUGGACGAAAAGAUUCCUAUGAGCAGCAUCACCGGUGCAUUAUUCGUAUUCGAUCCUGAUCUGGACUUCCGCCAAAACGGUAAUCUGGCAGAGGACAACAGCAACAAUAAGGCAGUACAAUGUGUUUGCUGUGCGCCAAAGGUCUACUAA